AUGGCCGCAACCGCCUCGCAGCCUGCGCUUGAGGAGAACAUGGAGACGACGCAGCAUCCACAGCUGCCAGAGCACCACUGUGAUCCUGUGAACUUGAAUGCGGCAAAGCUCUGCGGAACCCCCUUGCAAUUGCCCGUGCAGCAGCCCGUGCAGCUGCCCAUGCAGUUGCCUGCGCAGUGGCCACAAUGGCAGCAACCUCACUACCCAUAUCCGUACUCGACUCUCCAGAACCUCCAGACACUUCCAUAUCCUCAUUCGGCCCACCCGUCUGGAGUGCCCGUGCCGGUCUUGCCGGCCUCCAUGCAUGUGCCCGUGUACCACCACAGCCAGGCAUCUGCAGCACCCUUGCAGGCCUCGAUGCAUGCUCCCGUUCACGACGGCCAGGUCGUGUUCGUGCCCAAGGUCGAGGUCCAGGAGCGGGUCCGCCACGUUCCCAAGAUCGAGACGCGCCAGGUGGAGAAGGUCGUGGAGGUGCCGCAAGUGCAGUACGUGGACAAGGUGGUAGAGGUGCCACAGGUGCAGCUACAAGAAGUGGUGAGACAUGUCCCAAAGGUGGACUACCAAGAGCGGGUCCGGCAUGUUCCCAGGAUCGAGACACAAACGGUGGAGAAAGUGGUGGAGGUGCCACAGGUCCAGGUUGUUGAGAAGGUGGUCCCCGUCCCGCAGGUGCAGCUGGUGGAGAAGGUGGUGCCGGUGCCAAAGGUGCAGAUUGAGGAACGGGUGCGUCAUGUGCCAAAGAUCCUAACUCAAGUGGAGGUGCCGCAGGUGCAGUAUGUCGACAAGUUCGUGGAGGUUCCGCAGGUGCAGAUCCAGGAAGUGGUGAGGCAUGUCCCAAAGGUGGAGAUCCAGGAGCGUGUUCGCCAUGUUCCCAGGAUCGAGACACGCCAGGUUGAGAAGGUCGUGGAGGUGCCGCAAGUGCAGUAUGUGGACAAAGUGGUGGAGGUGCCGCAGGUGCAGCUACAGGAGAUGGUGAGGCAUGUGCCCAAGGUCGAGACCAAAGAAGUCCUCCGGCAUGUGCCGCAGAUCCAGGUCCAGUAUGUGGAGAAGCAGGUGGAGGUCCCCCACAUCCAGUACGUGGACAAGAUUGUGGAGGUCCCGGAAGUGCACACCGUGGCUGCCUCAGAAUUCCAGGGAGCCUUGCCAGGCUACUCGCCUACUUCACACCUCAAGUUUGAGGGCUUGGCAACCCCCCGCAGCGGGUCGACUUCAGCCACCUCGCUCCCACGGUAUGACUUUACGCCAACAAGACGCUCAUUGGGCAGGGCAUCACUAGGACUAGGACCAUUCGUCGCACCGUCGCCUUACUCUGUGCGCUCCAUUCCUCCGACUCCCGUUGAAGACGCUCAUGUCGAGAUGGACGAGCAGCAGAACCUUUAG
Messenger RNA from Symbiodinium sp. CCMP2592, 1377 nucleotides. Lineage: Eukaryota; Dinophyceae; Suessiales; Symbiodiniaceae. The record is from the annotation of a GenBank genome assembly.